ACCUGCGAGCCAUUGGCCACAUGCGUUAAUACUUUUGGCGGUUACUCUUGCAUUUGCGACGAUACGAAAGGAUAUGUGAAGAUGAACGAUAGAUGCUUCUAUGACCCUGCCCGUUUCAACAUCUCUGGCGCACCAGCCGGAUCCAUCACACCCGACCCUGACAUCAACCCCGCAAAAUAUUACGUUGGUCUGAAGGCCAUCAACAGAGCGGGUCUCGAAGCAAUCAAAUGGUCAGACCAAAUGACCAUAGACACUGAGCCACCGCAGUUGCAGUCACUGGACUUUAUGCGCAACGGCGAUAACGUCACUGUGAUCUCAAGCCAAAACAUCAGUCUAGCUUGGGCAGCUGGAGACAGCGUUUCUGGAAUUUUAUUUUACGACUUUGCCCUAGGGACAACCCCGUUCUCUAACGACUUGUAUGCGUGGACCCGAACCAACGCAACAGGGGCAAAUUUUACGACUACCGCCCCACUACCGGCCGAAGGAGGGAGGGUGUGCGUCAGCCUGAACGCGACAGACGGAGCGCUGAAUAUGAACAGCACGGUCACAUGUGCCACGGUGCAGACGCACCCCCCCGAUAACGCGUCGGCAUCUGUGAGGCUCCAGAUGCAUGGGCGCCAGAUUGCUUGGACCGGUUUUAUCGAGUCCGCUACUUCGAUUGCAUAUUACGAGGUUUCUGUCAGCUCGGGGAACUCAGGCGCCCCUGAUGUUCUUCCUUGGACUGCUAUUUCGUUCAGUGAUCGAGUGGAAAGCGCCAUCAUUUUUGGCCCGAAUGCCUCUUACCUCCUCCCAACGAAUAAGCGCACCAUCCUUUCGCCGCUCUUCUACCGUGUUCGAGCAACGAACUUGGGGAGUCUUUCGAGCGAGGUGUCUACUCGGGCGGCGUAUUAUUUGGGCACGGAUUCCAUGUUGCUGGCUCCUCGCGAGAACAACUCGGCGAUGAUCAAGGGGUUUCAAGAUGAGACCAUCGGAUUAAGUGUGGCAACGUUGUUGCCGGCGACAAGCGAACAUGCGAUCCUCGUCGUGCCAUUGACCGCAAAUGUCGGCUACGUGCCAGACAGCUUUGGCGGACUUCCUUUGCCACCACCUUUACUCGUUUUGCGAGCCGGAGGAAAGUACGGUCGGUACAAGCGGGCCGAGGCUGCGAUCCUUAGCGUCACAAAAGACGGUAACAUCAACAGUGGAUCCUUUGUUGUGGUUAACGGUACUUUUACGAGCAACGAUAAUGCCACGGAUGUAAAGUCGUUCGCGGUUUAUGGCGUCAGGGUCACCGGCGGUCAAUGGGUCGGAGUGAAGUCUAUCGCCAACAGCGCGCAACGUUCCCUCAAUUUCACGGCCACUUUCGGGGGGAUGUACGCGCUUUACGUCAAUGAAACCGUGCCUACUUUUGUCGAUCUGAACCUGGAUGGACUUCCCGACAUCUUAUAUACCCAGGACAGCCCGUCUCAUAGAUUGCGUCGUAAAGAGGAAGAAGCGGAAGAAGUAUCAACGAUCGAUGAUCCCGCUGAAACAACAGUAAAAAGACAGAAACGUGCACCUGUCUCCUUCGUGCCAACGACCUACGGGUACUGGCCUUCGACCUCCUAUCUUAUGAAUGCGACAUUCCAGUCACCGACACUUACCAGCACCAUGACGAUCGUCUCACUUUGGUAAGAGUCGCUGCUCCUGGAAUCUGAAGGGCCGUGGGCGCGCUUACUUCCCUCCCAUUUGCUCACGUUGCCAUCUAUUCUUUGUAACCAACCAUUACAGCGAUCUGGAUGCCGAUCUGGUUACGGACGCCAUAAUCUACAACAGCGCUACGAACCUCUACCGGGCGUGGCUGUUGAAGCCGAACGGCACUUUGAAAGCGGAACAGGCGUUCUAUUCACCUCCUUUGGGUCCGCGAUUGCUGGGAUUUGCAGAUCUUGAUCUAAAUGAUAGGCUCGCAAGGUACGACAGUCGACAGAGACGUGGUCUUCUUGGAGGAUUUUCCCCA
Molecule: messenger RNA, 1975 nt
Organism: Fimicolochytrium jonesii
Lineage: Eukaryota; Fungi; Chytridiomycota; Chytridiomycetes; Spizellomycetales; Powellomycetaceae
Exons: 2
Coding region: 82-1653 (523 amino acids)
Source: RefSeq, a predicted model, not a curated record